Vicugna pacos (alpaca) is the source of this 879-nucleotide messenger RNA. RefSeq names its product cyclin dependent kinase 5 (gene CDK5). The record is from RefSeq and is marked provisional. Lineage: Eukaryota; Metazoa; Chordata; Mammalia; Artiodactyla; Camelidae. Gene Ontology annotation, cellular component: nucleus; cytoplasm. Gene Ontology annotation, molecular function: ATP binding; cyclin-dependent protein serine/threonine kinase activity. Gene Ontology annotation, biological process: protein phosphorylation; neuron apoptotic process; synaptic vesicle transport.
AUGCAGAAAUACGAGAAACUGGAGAAGAUUGGGGAAGGCACCUACGGAACAGUGUUCAAGGCAAAAAACCGAGAGACUCAUGAGAUUGUAGCUCUGAAACGGGUGAGGCUGGAUGACGAUGAUGAGGGAGUGCCAAGCUCAGCCCUUCGGGAAAUCUGCCUACUCAAAGAGCUGAAGCACAAGAACAUUGUCAGGCUCCAUGACGUCCUGCAUAGCGACAAGAAGCUGACUUUGGUAUUUGAGUUCUGUGACCAGGACCUGAAGAAGUAUUUCGACAGCUGCAAUGGUGACCUAGAUCCUGAAAUUGUGAAGUCGUUCCUCUUCCAGCUGCUAAAAGGCCUGGGAUUCUGUCACAGCCGCAACGUGCUACACAGAGACCUGAAGCCUCAGAACCUGCUCAUAAACAGGAACGGGGAGCUGAAAUUGGCUGAUUUUGGCUUGGCUCGAGCCUUUGGGAUCCCUGUUCGCUGUUACUCAGCUGAGGUGGUCACGCUGUGGUACCGCCCACCGGAUGUCCUCUUCGGGGCCAAGCUGUACUCCACGUCCAUUGACAUGUGGUCAGCUGGCUGCAUCUUCGCAGAGCUGGCCAACGCGGGGCGGCCUCUCUUUCCUGGCAACGACGUAGAUGACCAGUUGAAGAGGAUCUUCCGGCUGCUGGGGACACCAACCGAGGAGCAGUGGCCUGCCAUGACCAAGCUGCCAGACUAUAAGCCCUACCCGAUGUACCCGGCCACAACGUCCCUGGUGAACGUUGUACCCAAGCUCAACGCCACAGGGAGGGACCUGCUGCAGAACCUCCUAAAGUGUAACCCCGUCCAGCGCAUCUCAGCAGAAGAGGCCCUGCAGCACCCCUACUUCUCCGACUUCUGCCCUCCCUAG